GCGCGCUACCGGAAGGACGUCACGAUAAUUUGCCGCGCGAUUAAACGUAGCAACGAUAAAAAAUUGCGUUUAGAAAUUUUGAUUGUAUAUAUAUUUGAGUUAUACAAAUUAUAAUUAUUAUUCGUGUUUGGUUAAUUUUGUGUGUGAUUUAUUAUACUAGUGGAUGCGAGUGUAAUAAAAAUCGGGGGAAAGCUGCUGGCUGUCAGCUGUCAAAACGUUGAGAUGGAGGCAAAGGUGAAAGAAGAAAUUCCAGAUAAAGAUUACAAUCAACCCACAACAACCGAAAGACGGAAAUCUACCACUUCCGGCAAGGACAGGAGAUCGCCCGACCAAGAUGAAGCCAGAUCCUCUCCGACUCCUGGACCACCAAGCCCACAAAAUAAUGGAACUGCAGCCACGCUGUCUUCAACGGAAUCUCUGUCGCCACCUCUUCCAGAAGGGUCUAGAUCAGCUCCAGCGUUACAGCGCUUACGACGCUUCCUAUCAGCGCUUCAGCAAUUCGCUUCCGACGUGAGCGCUGAUACAGGCGAACGAGUACGACAAUUGAUUUUCAGCCUUGUGGCUGGAGUAGUGAACGUUGAAGAUUUUCAAGUAGGCGUUCAGGAGUGCACGAACUAUCCACUUCGUGCGUCUGUGCCUGGUUUCCUGAGGGCUUUGCUGCCCUUGGCGCAGAGGGACUUGCACGCGAAAGCGAGAAGAACUAAACAGACACCUCUACAAUAUAUAAGAUCACACGAACAUCUCAUAUUGGAGUCUGGCGGGGACAGCAGCGACAUUUUCGCGCCGCAACAAGGAACCGGUAACGAAGCGGCAGCAAAACGACGAGCUAGUGACCCCUUCUAUGACCCUCAAACAAACGGUUCUCAUGAUGAGUACCCGCCGCACGCGAAACGCCCGAGCCUGUUCAACCCCUCUCCCUUCUACCCGCUGCCCAGCAAUGCGAGUUUGUUCGACUACCAUUCCUACCACAGCUAUCAUACCGCACAAGAAACUGGCUACGAAAGGCGAGAUGGUGGCAUCACAGUCCGAGAUGUGUCAUCCAUGAAUGCCCCAUUUACGGAACCGAGACCAGCAGGAUUGCUGAAGAGCGAUGACGAAUGGAAGAACAUCAAUACGAUGCUGAACUGCAUCCUCAGCAUGGUGGAGAAAACAAAGAGAGCGCUGGCCAUCUUACAACAGAGAGGAAUUGAACCAACUGAGAGCAAUGACAUCAAACGAGCAGCGAGCGAAAUCAUGGCUUCAGCGGUACGACAGACAGAGGAGAGAGUCGCUGAAGUCAGGAGACGAGCUGAAGAUGCUGUGAAUCAGGUAAAACGUCAAGCACUGUUGGAGCUGCAGCGGGCGGUGGGCGCUGCUGAGUCUAAGGCACUGGAACUGGUGUCAGCGGAGCGCGGCAAAGUGGAGCGCAGACACUCGCCACCCCCCGGGCGAGACCUCAGCCCUAGCGCAUCGGGACAACAGAAUUGUUGCUGGAACUGCGGCCGCAAGGCGCAGGAGACGUGUUCGGGCUGCAACGCGGCGCGCUACUGCGGAGCGUUCUGUCAACACAAGGACUGGGAAAAUCAUCACCAGGUGUGCAGCGGUCGCGACCAAAAACCAACGACGUUACAGCGCACUUCCCCCCCAACGACCACAACUCUCACGAAAACCCUCCCCCGCUCAACAACCCCCAUCACCACCCCGACUAUACCGACAACGGCCACCGAUAACCGCCUGUCACUCACCACGCUCAACUCCGCCGAGCGAUUGUUGACGACCAGUCAGGAGAGAAACCUGGGAUCUAAUUCUGAACGAAUUGCUCUGGCGACGCUGUCAUCAGCUCAGGGGCUGAUCGGAGCGAUCGGGGGGAAGAAAUGACGCCUCAAUAGGGACUUUUUGGGGAACACGAUAAAGUUCCCCAGAAAGAUAAGACGGUAAACCUCUUAACCUUCGAAUAAUCACUUGAGAUGUUCUGUGACGAGUUGUGUAAUUUCUAAAUUCGUUUUAAUGUAAAUGUAUAUAUUUCAUUUGGUUACAUAUUGUACAAAAGUCAAUCUCACUCCAAAUACAUUGAAGAUCUGCAUUAUAAGCUGCACAUCUAUUAAUUCCCAGUGGAACAACGUUGUGAAACAAGUUCCGAGUCUUCUCCGUAAAUGGCCCAUGAGGCCUUUGUCCAGCAAUGGAAAUAAAAACAAUUGACUUUUGUACAAUUUGUAAUGAAAAAUAAUGUAUAAGAUCUUGUUUUGAGCGUUUGUAAAUAUAUGUUAUUUUGUGUCGUAAUUAAUAUUUAACUUGAUUGUAUAUUUAGGAUAGUUUUAGGAUCUUUUGUAGUUUUAAUAAGUAGUAUUGGUUCUGAUUGUAGUUCACAAUUUAAACUAAACUAAUUCCAAAAGACUAAAUAAUUACUAUACUUUCCAACCUCGCUCAUUAGAAAGAGAUGACUGUACUUUUAUUAGUGUCAAAUUAGUUUAGUUUAAAUUCAAAUUGUUGAAUAAUCAGGACCAAUUUAUAACAAAUCCUGUAUUUAAUUUUAUUUACAAGAUUUAAAAUGGCGACUCCGUUUUGCCCGUGGCUAAGGUUUAGUCCAUACAUUAUCCGGGUGCGAAGAAUUUAAAUGAUAGCAUUAUGUUAGGAACAGAUUUGAUUUGACCUUUUUCUGGCUUUUUCAAUAAUCCAAUUGUAAAAGAGUAAAUGGAAGAAGAGUCAUCGGGGUCAAUCUCGUUGAUUAAUAAACUAUCUGCGCGAGAUAUACUUUAAUAUACAAGAGUGCGUUAACGCACUUACUGUACUUGGCGCACUUGCACCCUGUAUUCCUCGAAACGGCAAUCUGGCACAAUCUGAAUAUCUUCAAAUGAAAACAAGCGCUUAAUUAAAACGCAUUAUUCGAACAUCAAGGCAUAAAUUUAAGAUAUUUUCUGCCUCGCACUAUGUGUAAUUUAUAAGCCCGAAACCAAAAGUUCUGCAACGCUCUGCAGGACUGGUGUUGCAGAGCGUCAUGAGCCUCCAGCUAAUUUAUCUAGGCCAUUAACAACAAGCAGCUACUGAGAAUUUCCAACAGAAAAACCCAAACAAAUAUUGACUUAAAUCUCAGGACUCUUUAUUAUAAUCUAGUGAAUAAAUCAAUGUGGGUUUCCCCUACAUGCCUCUUUAAUCUGGUUCGUCUCUGGCCCAAAUAGCCUGAGCUUUCAAAACUAUUAUGCAGAAUGAACAGCGGUAGAAUCAAUAAUUAAAGAAGCGAACCAGACUUGAGUAUUUUUUGUGCAACAUGCAAAAAUUGUUCUACAUAGACACAUCAAAAAUUGUCUGGAAGAG
Messenger RNA from Vanessa atalanta (red admiral), 3291 nucleotides. RefSeq names its product protein CBFA2T2 (gene nvy). Gene Ontology annotation, cellular component: nucleus. Gene Ontology annotation, biological process: DNA-templated transcription; negative regulation of DNA-templated transcription. Gene Ontology annotation, molecular function: transcription corepressor activity. The record is from RefSeq and is a predicted model, not a curated record. NCBI's taxonomy places the organism in Eukaryota, Metazoa, Arthropoda, Insecta, Lepidoptera, Nymphalidae. Bases 223 to 1857 code for a protein of 544 amino acids. The transcript has 12 exons.